CCGCAAACUCUCCCUUUGCAGUGUCACACAACCGGACGACGACCCCGUGCGCGCCUUGUCCUCUACGCCGUCGACGUCCCAGAAACUCGAUAUUUAGUUGCACUGUAGGUCUGCUGCAGUUGCUGCGGCCUAACGUGCAAAAAUGUCGACGUCGGCCAUCACCAAGUUACCGCCCGUUGUGCGCAGCCCGACAACGCUUCAGUACCUCGAAUACCUGGGCAACCGAUCACACGACCCAUACUUCAAACCGAGAUUUACAUUCCGCAGCGAAGACCGGAAGCACACCUUUGGCUUGCCAGAAAUCCGAAAUACAGACCCUUUGAUGCCGCCGUAUCCCUACGGCAAGAACCCGCACUUUAAAGAAGCCAACUUCGGUCUCUACGGCGGCGCCACGCUCCAGUCCGGCAACAAAAUAUCCAAAGGCCGGAACAAGGGCAAAACACUACGGAAAUGGUUUCCCAACGUCAGAAUCGAGACGCUACGGAGUGAGGCCCUGGACAAAGAGCUCAAGAUCCCAGUCACGGCUCGUGUGCGGAGGACGAUUGAGAAAUGCGGUGGACUCGACCAAUAUGUCACGGGCACGAAACCCGCACGGAUAAAGGAGCUGGGUCUGUUGGGAUGGAAACUCCGAUGGCUAGUGAUGACGUCCCCUAGAUGGCAGGAGAGAUUUGCGAAGCAACGGACCGAGCACCAGUUGCCGGAAGAGUUUUCAUUGACGAGUACCUUUGAGGCUGCUUGGAACAAUGAAAGCAUCAGAGCCAAGUUCAUCAAACAGCAAGAGGAGGCGUGGAAUGAUCUCCGUGAAGCAGCCGUGAGGUUCGAGAGGCAUGUGCAGAAACACUGGAUCGAGAAUGGAGAGAAGGAACCAUAUGAGAUUCCUAAGCUGGAGACGUUGCAAAGACGCACUCCUAGUACGUUGGAUCUGCCGGAGCGACUUGCAAGAGAACAGACACGUGAGAAGCGUGCGGCUGCUAAGAAGGCAAAUGCCGAAGUGCAAAGCAACAUCGAGAAAGAGAAAGAGAAAACGGCAGCCGAUGCAGAGUAGGUCGCAUUGAACAAAUUGUCUAGCCAUUUCCAUGGAGCGGUUGUCUCAAGAAGGGAGACAGAGCGGAAGCCCGGAAUGAGCUCUUUUUCAAACGCGGGAAGCCUUGUUUGAUUGGAGAGUCAACCAUUUCUUGGAGCAUGCACCAAGAUGGCGUUCCCACACGCGCGGUCGCCAUGUCGAUGGGAUAUCUGCCUCGAAACUUGAUGUCAGUCCAUGACCUAUUUACUGGCCCUAGGCGCGGCAUGUAUACUACGGAUUUUAGAAGGGACUGAUUGAAAUGCCAUGUCACGGCAAAGACUGGCCCUGUACGUCUGGCAUAAGAGAUAGGGGCAUUACUUCUUCUCUGUCUGAAUAGAGCGUCAUAUUGUGCCAUAGUACCUAAUUCAGCGCAAGGGACACAUGAAUCCUCCUUCACUCAGAA
Messenger RNA from Exophiala dermatitidis NIH/UT8656, 1466 nucleotides. RefSeq lists its product as uncharacterized. The record is from RefSeq and is a predicted model, not a curated record. The transcript has a single exon. NCBI's taxonomy places the organism in Eukaryota, Fungi, Ascomycota, Eurotiomycetes, Chaetothyriales, Herpotrichiellaceae. Gene Ontology annotation, molecular function: structural constituent of ribosome. Gene Ontology annotation, cellular component: mitochondrial large ribosomal subunit. The coding region runs from base 143 to 1045 and encodes 300 amino acids.